GUCGUCUGGCUGGCUAUACCAGAUGUUGCUAUACCAGGAAGCGGGGGCGCAAAAGAAGAAUGAAAGAGCUCUCAACGCGAACGGGACGCAAUCAUGAACGGGUCCUUGUACAUUUCUUUCUUCCAAGGACAACUCGAGCCUGUCUUGGAGCAAGUGGUGCAACUCGCAGUCCAGGAAAUAAGCAAGACUGUGGGGUCGAGUCUCAAUUCUAUGUUACUGGAAACUGUUGUCAAAGAACAGGAGAACAAGCAACUUAAACUGCAGCUCCAGUCGCGGGAGAAUGGAGGUGUUGCCCUCGAAAAUGGGUGCCCGAUGCCCGCUAGCAAGGCGGCCGACAGCGCGGGCAGUGGCAGAACAAAGCUCGGGCCACUACCAGACUCACACGCCCCCGUCCACUGCACCGCGCGCGGCAUGCCCGCAGAUACACGCAGACUGGAGCAGAAAGGGCGAGUUGUGGGCCAGUUGAAGGGGGUGAUGGAGCGCGUGCUGGACUUUGCCGUGUGCGAGUUGACCAAGAUCGUGGAGGCCUCGUUCGAUGACCUCCUCCUGGAGAUCACCAAGAAGGAGCGGGAGCAGAAAACCCUGGAGGAGUACCUGGGGAGGAGCACCGGGCUGGGAGGAGGCGCACCGGGGGACAGGGGGACCAGGGGGGCAAGCCGAAGACGGGGCUCCAAACACUCUUCAUCAUCACCCAGCGGCUCGGAGGCCACCAGAGAGGAUCUGGCUGAUGUCAUCGUAUCCAAGGAGACGCCCGAGGCUGAUGACCCAGACCGGCCGGCGGUGCUGUCCAUGUCCCACGACUGGGUCCCCAUCCUGGACAAGGUGUUUGGACAAAAGUGGUGCAGCGACAUCUGGCAGGUCAAAGAGCUGGAGGUGGUUCGGGGGAAGGGCCCGGGGGAGGGGGGCCCGAGGUCUGUCACCACCCCUUUCAACCUGGUCCCCCUGGACAUGGAGCCAUCCCCCACCUUACCCCAUCAGGACCCCCGCUGGACCCCCCUGGAGGACAUGGAGGUCCUGUCCCCGGAUGACAACAAAGCGGGGAAGGGCCAUGACCGAGCCGUGAGCCCUGCAGAAUCCUUGCGCCGACGCUCUUCGGCCUCCAUGCUCCAGCGCCUCCUCACGCUGCCCGCUCAGCUGACGGAGGACGACGACGACUGCGGGGGCUGCGAGGUCGAGCCCGCCAACUCCAUCUCCCUCAAUGUCGCCGACAUCCUGGAUGCCCUGGCCCCUGCGGGCGGCGGGGUCCGCAGUGGCUAUGAUGGAGGGCUGCUUGGCGUCUCUUCCCUUUCGACCAAACAGGGAGAACCAACACCACAGCAGCAGCAGCAAGCAGCGGUGGUGGUGGAGGAGGAAGAGGAGGAAAAAGGAAGGAAGAAGAGGAGGCGGGUGUGGUUGGAGUGUGACGAGUGCGGCCGGCGGUUCAGCCGCGCCUCGCUGCUCAAGACGCACCGGCAGACGCACGCCGCCUCCUCCGCCUCCUUCGCCGCCGCCGCGGGCGAGCCCUCCGCCUCCCCGCCGGGCGGCGGAGAAGAGAGGCCUCCGUCGGCGCUGACCGUCCUGCGGUGCUCCGAGUGCAGGAAGCACUUCUCUUCGGCCGCCCGCCUGCAGACCCAUGUCCAGAACCAGCACCCGCCCUCCGGGAAACAGCUCUGAGGCCACGGGCCGAGACCACGCGACCGGGGGGUCCGGGCGGGGCAGACCUGAAGAAAGCCGAGGACUGUCGGGAAGCAGGACUGAACCGAAACGGGAAGAAAGGAAAUGCAACGGGUGGGAUAGGAGAGCCGGAUCUGAGCCAACCAACUGUCGGCUCAGAUCAGGCAGAUUGACUGAACAGAUGAACACGAGUCAUCACAUUUGAUUGAGAUUGGACCGGAAUAAGAGGGAGGGACAAGCCAGAGCAGGUCGAUUGAUCGAGGGUGGAACCAUCUUUAUUGACGCUAAGAUGUAAAUUGGCAGAAACAAACAAUACUAAAAUGCACAUAAUACUGCAACCACAAUAAUGCUUAUUUUGCUUUCAGUGUUGAUGUUCAGGUAUGGAUAGUACCAGGGAUCAAUACUGCUACUGUAACGGAUCACCGAGGGACCACGCACAUAACCAGUCAAUGAAAUGUGAAGUUUCCAGAAACGAACAAUAGAAUGAUUAGUACUACAAUACCAAUAACAUAUCAGAGCCAAACCUGAGGCCCAACCGUAGGAAACCGAGUGAGUCCAAAACAAAAUGGAUCCCAUGGCAAUACAUGGGAUGGAUUGUGAUAGGUAGAAACUUGAAUAUAGGGGGGCGGUAAGCAGAAACAAAACAAGCACGCACAAGCAAAGGUUUUGAAGGCUGUAUGGUUCUCUUCACGUGGGUGCCAUUGAACUCAGCUGACCUGUCAGCUCGAUGUUGAAUAUGUUGCCGUUGUGGGUAAACCCCACCAGGGAAACGAGCUGUGUGCUGAUAUAUCGUUUCAUUUUGUCACAGGUAGCGUAGGUGAGCAAGCCAUCAUUUUGAGAGUUCCCACUCAAUUGAGACAUUCUGUGAAAAGGGCCACUGUGAUGUUUAUAGACAAUGGUGGUGGUGCAGGGACAAUGGUGACAACAAUCUGUACAACGCGCCACCCAAUUACUGAAGGUCAUCAGUGAUUGCUGAACAGACUUCGAUUUUUAUACAGAGUUGUUCAGACUUUGUUUUUAAGUGCCCUUUAUGGUUUUCUCUAGAAACAAACAGUUGUCUACUCUUUUACAUUAUGUGAUAAUCGCAAAGUGUGUUAUUUUGUCUUUUUUUGGUUGAUUUUUAGAUAUUUUUUAGAUAUAGAAGUAGAUUCUUCCUCAUUUGCGGUUUCUUCAUUAUUGAUGGAGAGGCAAUCCCUCAACCUUUUGCAAAAAUAAUUCUAAAAAGAGAAAAUCCAAAAAACACCAAAAGAUGUAACUGAAGUGUGCAUUGUGUCUGUACAUAUGUGGCAUUGCUGUGACUCUGUGAAUGUACAUCACAGGUUUUUUCCUUUUAUAUAUCUACAUUGUUGCUUAAAUUUCAAUUUAAUAAGGGACUGAGGCAAUGCAGAUACCUUUGGAGGGUAAAGUUGUCUAGCGAUUUUAUGUAAACGUAAAACGAUGGACACUCUUUUCCCUCUGAUUAUUUUCUGCUCCUCAUUGUUAGUAUUCCAUGUCAACAUUACCACACAAAUACCUCUGUUAAGUAAAUGUUUGUUUUUUUACAUACUGUACCUUUCGUUGAACGGCCCUGUUACAUUGUCCGUUUUGCAUUGCCUAGCAACUAGCGAUAGUACCCUUAUGGUUGUAGGCAUCCAGUAGGCGCGGAUAGGGCCGUGAGAAACUGUCCGCUCCUACCACCUGAAACUGUCUACUUGGGGGAUCUCUUGGGCACGUUUUACGGCUGCCUUAUGGCCUACUUCCAUCACCCUGACCGCUAGGAAAGACACCUCAAGCAUGAAUGAAAAGUGAUGAAAGGAGAGUCGGAUCAGGGAGAGCAACUGCCAAGGUCGCUCCCUGGUCUGGCGAGGCCUUUUGAUUGGUGGUCAUGAAGACAUUUUUCUUUUCAACUAGACAUUUUUUUAGUAGUGUAGUUUUCUAGAAGUAGAUUUGUUGUAAAUGUGAGGCCCUGUCUAUGUCCUCCUGCCUCUUUUAUAGUACGGCUGACGAUCCAUAAUGGCAGAAAGUAAACCAUCCAUCUGCAGAGGAAGUAUCGGAGCAAGGAGAUAUGGAUGAAUGAACAGCCAUGGUCUUUCAUUUGGGGGGCUCGCCUUGUGCUCAGUUUCUUUUAAUUUUGCUCAUGGAUGGAAGAGAAAGAACAAACUUCAGGUCAUGGCUGGUACACAGCUGGCAAUUUUUUGUUGUCUUUCCGUUUAAUUCUUGUUUUCAUUUCCAUGAGGUUUUAUAUUGUCCUAUAUGGUCUUUCUUGUCAUUGCAUUGUCUUCCUUAAUGUUUUCUUUCAGCUGUGUUUAACUUGCUCUUGUGUGCUUAGAAUACAUUGGCUAUGUUUGAUUUGUCUCACUUGUUCCCUCAUUCCCUAUUCCCUAUAUAGUGUACCCUACAAUGGAACACUAUUAUUGGAGGCAUAAGUAUAUGGGGAAGCCUUCGUUUUGCGCAGUCCAUCGACUUGAUGUGAAUUAGUCUAACAACCUGACACCUAAUGAAUGUCACCUCGUGAUAGUUAAUUUGCAUAGGAACCUGUUUGUGCUAUUGUCUAUUGGUUGAAUCCAAUGGCCAUGAAAGCUGCAGUGCAUCAUGGGAUUUAGUGGGAAUUUGCAUGUGCAUCGUUGUUCACUCAUUUUACGAUGCAUUUUGAGUAUUAAGUCGUGCACUAUGUGGUAAACUAGAUUUGUACACUUCACAUUUUUGGACAACACUGCAAAAUGCUGAGGCCCUAACUAUAUAGUGAACAGGUGGACCAAUUCAAACAGCCAUGAAGCAUGUAGAGCGCUAGCAAUCAAGGAUGCGUUUACAAAUCACAUUCAUUCAUUAUUGUUACAUGUUUUUUUGUCCUAAAUGCAGUGAGCUUGAAAGCUCCCCCUUUAGUUCUGUGACGAGGUGCACUCAUCAAAUUACUUUGAUUUUCCCAAUGAAAUUAAUAUAAAGUGACUGACAUUGAUUCAACGUAAUCGACCACAAGGUUACAGAAUGUGACCCACCCAGCGAUAGUAACGAUUAAUCUUGUGAUUGAGCUUUUAACAAGCCCCAAUGUUUGACAACAUUAUGAACUUUAAAAGUUCUCCCCCCUCAUUUGAAUGUCUGCUAUCUUCAAUAUUAGCCUCUACAUUAUGUAGCAUUCAGGUUUAUUUAUAACUAAAGACAAACCAUGCAAACCAAAAGAGAGAUAACUUAAAAUUAUAAAUCUCAUCUUAUUUAUUUUUAUCAGAGACUUGUGAGGUUCUAUUAUAUCAAAAAACUAGGCACUACAAAUAUAUUUAUUUAUAUUGCCCCGUAGUAACCAAAGUUUAAGUUUGGGUUAAAAUUGGAUUAAGAAAUUUGUUUGCAGAGUUCAAGGGAAAGAUUAAUGAUUAUUAUUUUAAAUAUAUAUAUUUUCUUUUCUAUGGACCUGAUCCGACCUGCUUAUCUGGCCCAAUUGCGGACAGUUAAAUCCUCCAUUUUUUUUAAAUACAGGUCCUCGAGUCUUCUUAGUUUUCAUUUUUGAGCCAUAAAAGCCUGUUAUUAGAAUUUACAGCUGGGGAAAAUGCGUAAUAACAUUGUUUGAUUAUUUGUAUUAUUAAUUAUGUACGUAUUUGAUGCUUCACAUACACGGGACAGUGCUAUACCAUCAGCUGUUGGCCAAAUAUGAAUAGGCAAGCAGAGUCUUAUAGAUGUUGCUAUAGCUCCCGUUCGAGGUGUACGUUGUACAUUGGAACCUUAGUCGUCAUGGUUAGGGAAGGGAAGAUCAUUACUAUUUAACCCAUUUUCCGACUAGUUUUCUUUUCCAGUCUGUUAAAUCGGACGAGAUACCAGAAUAUGUGCUUGCACUAUUGUACCCAAGUAUAGUUGUGCUUCAGGUGUACUACAUGUUUUUGUGUCUUGUUGUAGCAACAUGUCCAUUCUCUUUUCUUCUCUUUGGCCUGUAUGGUUCAAAGUUACACUGUGCAAGGGGGUCGGGGUGGAGGGGAGGAACAGUCUAGUCUUCAUGUAUCAAAAAAACAUCAUGUUUACACAGGCCUCGUGGGUACUUUGUCGUAUGCACAGUAUGAAGGGAAAUUUGAAAUGGAGGUAGAAUACUGGAAAUGGCAAUGGGGUUUGUUGUGUAUUGUUUGCAUUUUCAAUGAAUUGUAUGAACGUUUAUGAGGAAUAAAAUGACCUUUUUUGGGGGAUAGCUCAUUCGAGGAAGCAUCUCCAAGGCGGAAACCCCCGAAAGAUGUAAAAUAAGCUUUCCUAAAUAAAAUAACGGACAACAAUACGAUUCAUCUCAGUUUUUUGCAUCACAAACGUGGAUUUCUAUGAAGAUCUGUUCCACAGUAAUUAUUUUGAGGUGGUGUUGGUCAUUGAUGGAUGCAUUUGUUGGUGCAAAGCAAGAAUUAUACUGCUCUGCUGCACUUAAUAUUUUCUGGCGAAAUGAAAUUGUCCGGCUUUUUUUUAUCAUGAAGGAAAACUUAUUUUAUGAAUUGUGAUCCUUCACAUUCUGAUGAAAUAGGAGCCGCCUAUAGUGGCACUGUGGGAUGAAAGGCAGCAUUAUGUAUGGUUCACAAUUUCUUAGCUGUAACUUUAACAUGUGACAUUUACAUCAUGCAAAAUAUGAAAUAAGGCACUAAAAAGUGGUUAUUGGUGACCCUCUAGUCUAGAAUAUACAU
Gadus chalcogrammus (walleye pollock) is the source of this 6272-nucleotide messenger RNA. RefSeq lists its product as uncharacterized. Bases 94 to 1653 code for a protein of 519 amino acids. Gene Ontology annotation, cellular component: nucleus. Gene Ontology annotation, biological process: regulation of transcription by RNA polymerase II. The record is from RefSeq and is a predicted model, not a curated record. Gene Ontology annotation, molecular function: DNA-binding transcription factor activity, RNA polymerase II-specific; sequence-specific DNA binding. The transcript has 6 exons. Lineage: Eukaryota; Metazoa; Chordata; Actinopteri; Gadiformes; Gadidae.